This is a messenger RNA of Engraulis encrasicolus (European anchovy), 1660 nucleotides long. RefSeq lists its product as uncharacterized. The transcript has 2 exons. The coding region runs from base 33 to 1085 and encodes 350 amino acids. NCBI's taxonomy places the organism in Eukaryota, Metazoa, Chordata, Actinopteri, Clupeiformes, Engraulidae. The record is from RefSeq and is a predicted model, not a curated record.
CUGAGACCACAUCAGCAGUGGAUGACACAGUGAUGCCUGAGACAACCCUUGACACACCAGCUGAAGAUUCACAACAUGAAGCUGAACCGGGACCGGAGACAGAAUGUGACCUCUGCCAGAAACGGCGCGAUGAAAUCAACCGUCUGCUGGAGGAGAACAGGGCCCUGAAAUUAGAGCUUGGUCAGAAAAAAAUGGAUGAAGAUUCCCUGAAGGGUGAUAAUGUGAGGCUGAGGUAUUACACUGGACUACCAAGUGCAAAGAUUUUCAUGUCUCUCUUAGCCACUCUUCUGCCACUCAUGACACGAAGCAGUAGAGUACUGUCACCCUUUCAAAUGCUCAUCCUCACACUCAUGCGCCUCAGACUGAACUUGCCGAUGCAACAUCUAGCCUACGUCUUCAGUGUUGACAGGACCACCAUCUCCAGAACCUUCAAUAGCAUGGUAGAACUUUUGUACUGCACCAUCACACCUCUGAUCGUCUGGCCAAGUCGAGAGGCCCUGUACACCACUAUGCCCCAUCAGUUUGUGGAAGCCUUUGGAAAUCGUGUUGCUGUUAUUGUGGACUGCUUUGAAAUUUUCAUAGAGAGACCAUCAAAUCUUACUGCUCAAGCUCAGGCUUAUUCAAACUACAAGCACAACACAACUAUGAAGUACCUUAUUGGUAUUACACCAUACGGGACCAUUUCUUUCAUUUCCAAGGGUUGGGGGGGGCGCAUCAGUGAUAAGCAUGUCACAGAGAACUGUGGUAUUCUUGAUAGAUUACUACCCAGAGAUGUAGUGUUGGCUGAUCGGGGCUUUGAUAUUUCUGAAAGUGUGGGACUUAUGUGUGCAGAGGUAAAGAUCCCUGCCUUCACAAGAGGACACUGUCAGCUGGAAGCAAGAGAUGUGGAGAGCACAAGAAAACUCGCCCAUCUCAGAAUUCAUGUGGAAAGGGUGAUUGGGGUUGUUCGGAACAAGUACACACUGUUGUCAGCAAAACUACCGAUCAGCAUUGUGUUGCCAUGUGAUGGUGAAGACGUAACAUUUCUGGACAAGAUUGUUUCUGUGUGUUGUAGUCUUACAAACAUGAGCAAGAGUGUUGUGUAAAGUUGAAUGUGUCCACAAUAAAAUGCCAUGACACACAGCCAGAUUUGAGUGCCUUUCUUUUUUAUUUUCAAGUAGUGUAAUGAAAGGUCAGUUUACUUUUACAUCAGAAUUUGUAAUUGUAGUUAAGUCACACUAGUGCAUUCCUGAGAAUAAAGAACUGUGCAUUGGAAAUACUUAAAGGCAAAAAAUGGUAGAACACAAAGUCUUAACAGUAGUGCAAAACAAGUGGUACAGAAAUAUGAGAAUAGUAGUGCAUUCAUGCGAAUAAAGAACUGUGCAUUGGAAAUACUUCAAGGCAAAAAUUGGUACAAAACAUAAAUAAAGUCUUAACAGUAAGUAGUGCAAAACAAGUGGCACAGAAAGAUGAUAUUUUAACAGUAGUGCAAUAUCAGCAUCUCAGAACACAGAGCAGUGUGUUGAAACAUUUUUCUGAAAUGAUGUGAGGCAAAAUAACAGUAGUGCAAUCUGGGAACACAGAACAGUGUGUAACAGUAUGUUAGAACAUAGAACAGUAUGUACAACUGGAUAAAAAUAGUAUGUAUUAACAGUAGUGCAAAACAAGUGGCACAGAAAGA